CAGCCAGCCAGCCUAGCUCUUCCUUUUUCUCCUAGAUCUGUCACCACAACCUCUCUCCCCUAUAAACUCCCCCAACCUCCAUGAAUACUUCAACCCCGGAGGAACAACCCACACAUCAUCACAUUCCUCACCCUCCUCAGCACUCCACUCUCCUCCACAGCGGUGAGCUCCCUUGGCUCGUAUUUCCACUUCGUGAUGCGCUUCGGCUCCGCUCCUUUAUGGCUAGCUAUACUACAAGUCAUACCUUUCCAUCCCGUCUCCGCCAGAUCACCCCCCUUGCUACGGCCUCGAGACUAUGACUCGCGGGAUUACUACGCGCUGCACUUGACACCGGACGUUUCGCCAGAAAUCGUAGCACAGCAACUCGGCUUAACGCACGAAGGUGUUAUUGGCGAACUCAGCGACCAUCAUCUCUUUUCAACCCCAACCACCAAAGAAGAUAUUGUCGCCAUUCAUAUAGAUAGGCUUCGGCGGAAAAAGCGGUCUGUGACAUCCGCGAGCAUUGUGAAGCGGGAUCUGUCCGAUGGGAUCUUGUUCGCAGAGAAACAAAGACUGAAGAAACUUGUGAAGCGGGUGCCUCCACUGGCCGCGCGGCGGGAGGCGCAAGGGUUCGACCCCCCUGCCACUACGGGCAAUACGGGGAUGGUGGAGCUUCAGUCGAUCAUGCAACGUCUUGAAAUACGGGACCCCAUAUUCCACGAGCAAUGGCAUCUGGUGGGCUACUUCUCCGGCAAUUUGCUUAUCCAAUGGCUAAUGCACCGCCCGUUUCCUUAGUUCAACCCAACGGAACGCCAUCACGACAUUAAUGUUACCGGUCUAUGGUUGGAAGGUUUGCUUAUGCACCCCUAGCUCACAUAUCCGGGGUUUGAAUCUUAUUUCCACACAGGCAUAACCGGAGAGAAUACGACUGUCGCUAUCGUGGACGAUGGUCUCGAUAUGGACAGUGAAGAUCUGGCAGCAAACUAUGUGGGUAACUGCCACUGAGGCUAUUUAUAUCGAGGGGUUAUGAUGCUUAUGCUCUAUAAAGUUUGCAGCAGGCUCCUACGACUUCAAUGACCAUGCCCCUCAGCCCAAACCACGUUUGUCCGACGACCGUCAUGGCACCCGAUGUGCUGGUGAAAUUGCAGCCGUGAGGAACGACAUCUGUGGAGUGGGUGUCGCCUAUGAGGCGAAGGUAGCUGGGAUACGAAUGCUGUCGAAGCCUAUAUCAGAUGCCGACGAGGCCAUAGCGCUGAAUUAUGCGUAUCAGGAGAACCAGAUUUAUUCUUGCAGCUGGGGACCGCCAGAUGAUGGUCAAGCCAUGGACGCUCCGGGGAUUCUCAUCAAACGGGCCAUGGUUAAAGGAGUUCAAGAGGGCCGAAAUGGAAAGGGCUCAAUAUUUGUUUUCGCCUCUGGAAACGGGGCAACGUACGAAGACAACUGCAAUUUCGAUGGUUACACAAACAGUAUCUACAGCAUUACGAUCGGAGCUCUUGAUAGAAUGGGCAAUCAUCCAUACUACUCGGAAGAGUGCUCAGCGAAUAUGGUUGUUACAUAUAGCAGUGGUAGCGGGGAUGCGAUUGUAUGCGAAAUUCCUGGGUUUAGCGCAAAAGAUGAGACUAACAUGUGACGACUGCCUUCUAGCACACCACCGAUGUAGGAUUGAACCAAUGCUUCAAUGGCCAUGGCGGAACCUCCGCGGCUGCCCCACUAGCUGCGGGAAUCUUUGCUUUAGUGCUAUCGGUACGGCCUGACCUUACUUGGCGUGACAUGCAGUAUCUUGCCCUCAACACGGCAGUCCCCAUCAACGAGGAGGAUCCUGACUGGAAGCGGACAGCAAUCGGCAAAAUGUUCAAUCACAAGUAUGGUUAUGGAAAAAUCGAUGCUUGGGCAAUUGUUCGUGCUGCCAAAGAUCAUGAACUUGUGAAACCCCAGGCAUGGUACAAUUCACCAGUUGUUGCUGUCGGGGCAGCCAUCCCAGAGGGCACUCACGGGCUCCAGACUCAUAUCGAGGUCACUGCGGAAGAGGCAAGAAAUGCGAACCUCGGUCGACUAGAGCAUGUAACUGUGACCAUGAAUGCUGUCCAUGGCCAGAGAGGCGAUAUGAGUGUAGACCUGAUCUCCCCGAAAGGCAUCGUUAGCCACAUUGCAACUACCAGAAAGCCGGAUACUAAUAAAAACGGAUACAACAAUUGGACAUUUAUGAGUGUUAAACACUGGUAUGGCUCCCCCGCUAUAUAUCUCUGCUCAAGCUAAGGCCAACCCGCACAUAGGGGGGAGGAAGCAGCAGGCACGUGGACAGUUAUUAUAAAAGAUACGGUUGUUAACGGGCAGACUGGAUCUCUUAUCGAUUGGAGCCUUAUACUCUGGGGUGAGGCUAUUGAUGCGGAUAAAGCCAAACCUUUACCACUCCCUGGUGGUGACGGGGAUAAUAAUCUGGGCACUGAUCCUAUCACAACCACUGCUCAGGCCUCAACAACCGAGUUACCAAGCAUGACCUCAACGGCAAAUCCUUCAAAGGUGACGGAAAAUCCUUCCGAUCACGCUGAUCGACCUGUCAACGAGAAACCGGACGAUACCGCCACCCCAACCUACCUAGAAACUGGUGAGUCAGCCCACGGGUUAUUCUUUGUUCUUGGUAAAUGAUGGCUGACUAUUUGAAAGGGACAACCACCGGAGCCAUAGUUACUUCCACAUCAACAGCUCCACCGGGGGAUCAGGGAGCAGAAGAAUCAGAUUUCCUUCCUUCCUUUUUCCCCAGCUUUGGCGUGUCAGCCAAGACCCGGGUUUGGAUCUACGGGGCAUUUGCGGUGAUAAUUCUAUUCGUUGGGGCUCUUGUUGCCUAUCUUUUCAUCCAAAAGAAGAGAGCCAAAAAACAGGGGAUGGAUUAUGAGUUUGAGGCCCUCAAUAACGAGGAUGACCUGGAUGACGGCGCAGCAGGCGCUGGCAGAAAGGCUUCUGUGGGCGGCAGACGAAAGGCCAGGGAUCUAUAUGAUGCAUUUGGGGCUUCAGAUGAUGACGAGGACACCCCCAGUGAGAAAGAGUACGAUGGCGAUGAAGGGUCUUAUGAUGACGACGAAGCCCUAGGAAUUGAUGAGGGUCCGAGAGUAGGAGACAGAGCUAAGCUCCUUAGUGGAGAUAACCAU
Messenger RNA from Tuber aestivum (summer truffle), 3125 nucleotides. Lineage: Eukaryota; Fungi; Ascomycota; Pezizomycetes; Pezizales; Tuberaceae. The record is from the annotation of a GenBank genome assembly.